AUGUCUCCUUACUUAUUUGUGCUUUGUAUGGAAAGACUUGCUUGCUAUAUAUCUCAUAAGGUGGUCGAGGGUGUGUGGAAACCAGUUUCUGUCACUAGGGGUGGCCCAAAAUUUUCUCAUUUGAUGUUUGCAGAUGAUCUCUUACUCUUCUAUCAGGCUACAAAGAGUCAGGUCCAAAUGGUCAUGCAUUCUCUUAACAUUUUUUGCAAGACAUCUGGCAUGAAAGUGAAUCUUGAAAAGUCUAAAGCUUUUUGUUCUAAAAAUGUGACUGCUCGUAGAAGAGAUAUUUUUACUAGUGUUUCUUCAAUUCGUUUUGCUUUGGACUUAGGAAGAUAUCUUGGAGUUAACCUUAAUCAUUCCCGUACCAGUAAGGCCUCUUUUCAUUCACUGGGUGUUAGAGACCCUGCGUGUGUUAAUAUAUCUUUACUUGGUAAAUUGGUGUGGCAAUUUUUUUAUUGUCAGGACAAGCCUUGGGUUGCUCUAUUGAGGGCGAAGUAUCUGAGGAAUGAGGGAGUUUUAGAUGGCCCUGUCCCUUGCAAUGCUUCUCAUGUUUGGAAGAGUAUCUCAAAGGCUUUUGGUGCUCUUAAGGAUGCCUUCUCUUGGUGCGUUGGGUCACUUGAUCAAUCUUUUUGGUUUGACAAUUGGAGUAUUGAGGGCCCAAUUGCUCAAGAUGUCCCUUUUGUACAUAUAUCUGACUCUGAUUUAACUAUUAGAGACGUUUGGAAAGAUGGUCAAUGGAAUCUCCUUGAUAUUUUCUCUAUCAUUCCAGAAGAUGUCAAACAGUGUUUGAAUGCUUAUAAUCCGGAUUUGAAUGCUGGAGAGAGUUCGGGUUGGUCGUGGGGUGUGGCAUCUUCUAGACUCUACUCAGCUAGGAGUGGUCUUCACAAUGCUAUUCCUACGGCAGAGUUUCGUUUGGGUCGUGGUUUAGCUUUAUCUAGCACCUGUCAUCGGUGUCAGAAUGGUUCUGAAUCCAUUCUUCAUUGUCUUCGGGAGUGCCCUAGUGCCAAGGAGGUCUGGAACCUUUUAGGCCUGUAUUCAGAUAACUCGAAUUUAGAUGAUUGGCUCUACAGAGGUGCAAGAAGUGGAGAUGUUUUUCUUUUCUUUUCGACCAUCUGGUGGAUUUGGAGAAGAAGGAAUCAUGACUUAUUUAAUAUAGAUGAUUCAUGGAGUGCUAGUAAAGUGGUGAGUUUGAUUCGUAGUUCAGUAAGGGAGUUUCACACUAUUUUUGCUAUGCAUCAAUCUCUGUCUCCUCCUUCACUUUGCUUGCAUUGGGUUCCGCCUCCAGUUCAUUCUGUUAAAUUGAAUUGUGAUGCUAGUUGGUUUGCUCCUUCUGGCUAUGCUGGUUUUGGUUGUAUCAUUCGCAAUCCUGAUUGA
This is a messenger RNA of Arachis duranensis, 1374 nucleotides long. RefSeq lists its product as uncharacterized. The coding region runs from base 1 to 1374 and encodes 457 amino acids. The record is from RefSeq and is a predicted model, not a curated record. NCBI's taxonomy places the organism in Eukaryota, Viridiplantae, Streptophyta, Magnoliopsida, Fabales, Fabaceae. The transcript is spliced from 2 exons.